Messenger RNA from Raphanus sativus (radish), 577 nucleotides. Its product is annotated as probable serine/threonine-protein kinase PBL8. The record is from RefSeq and is a predicted model, not a curated record. Gene Ontology annotation, molecular function: protein kinase activity; ATP binding. Gene Ontology annotation, biological process: protein phosphorylation. Gene Ontology annotation, cellular component: plasma membrane. The transcript has 2 exons. The coding region runs from base 19 to 405 and encodes 128 amino acids. NCBI's taxonomy places the organism in Eukaryota, Viridiplantae, Streptophyta, Magnoliopsida, Brassicales, Brassicaceae.
AAUGACAUCUUUGAGGGUAUGCAGGAGUUCAACGCAAGAGUUUCCUAUUACGGACUCAAAAACCUACCUUAUAUUGAAGAAGGGACACACGUCCCCUCGUUAGAUUACGCACCUCCCGAAUACAUAUUAUCAGGGAAGUUGGACAUGUCGGGCGAUGUGUACAGCUUUGGUGCUAUACUGCUCCAGAUGUUAACUGGUUUAAAAAUGCGGCACAUAAUUCUAAAAAUACGAAAUGACAGUGAAAGCAUUGCUGAGAUGAUCGAUCCAGAUCUAGAGAAUAGCUAUCCUCUUCAAGAGGGGAUGCGUAUGUGCGAGAUUAUUAAACAAUGCCUUGAGGAAGACCCGAAGAAUCGACCAUCCAUGCAACAGGUGCUGGAUAGUUUGAAUGGGAUAGCUCGGACUUGAGUAAGAGUUGUAAAGGCUAAAAAAAUAUUUCCACUAGCUAUAAGACAAUUAUAAUAUAGUCGAAAUACGCAUAUGCAUAUAUACAUUUGUAUUAAACAAGUGCGAAUGGAGUUAGUAUAUGUCAAUAAGUAACUUUAUUUGUUUUCAAAUCAGAUGAAAGGGUGUUUCAAAA